GCCAGCUCCACUAGGCUUGCAGGCAGGAGAUUAAACCACAGAUGGUGAGUGAGUCUGAGAGUGAAGAGAAGAAACUCACUCAGGUCUGAUCCCUCAGUAUUCUCCAACAGCCCUUGCUAAGGGAGUUGGUUGGGUGAGGAAAGGGAAGGGUAACCCAGCAGGGCUGUUUUAACAGAGAAAUCACUGAGUUAAAUGCUGGAUAACAAGCAGAAGGAGCUAUUGCAGAUAAGGACAAGUGAAGCCGAGGAUGUGAAAUCGUGUCUGCUGCUGAAUGUACAGGAACUGGAUUGGGAAAUGCCACUGCUGCUGCAGUGAACAGGAAUCAGAUGGUUACCUGCUCCUCCAGCUCCUUGGUGAGCCCCAAAUGUUCUGAGGGUCUCAAAUCCACUGUUGGUAGAUGACCUUUGGAGCGCAGCAUGAGCAGCGGGUACUGUAGUCUGGAUGAAGAGCUCGAGGAUUGUUUUUUCACAGCCAAGACCACCUUCUUCAGGAGUGCACAGAGCAAAGCCCCUGCCAAGAAUGUAACAAAAACAGCAGAAGAAGAAAAACCCAAAGCUCCCACUAUCCAGGAGAUUGAACAGAUAAUCAAUAGUUACAAUGCCAAGGUUACAAACUGCUUCGUGAUGAAGCUGAAUGAGGACGGCACUUACACGGGCUUCAUUAAAGUGCACUUGAAACUGUGCCGGCCUGUGACGGUGCCAGCAGGAAUUCGGCCGCCGUCUAUCUACGAUGCCCUCAAGGAGGUGAACCUGGCUGAUAUGACGGACAAGAGAACUUCCUUCUACUUGCCGCUGGAUGCAGUCAAGCAGCUGCACAUCAGCAGCACGACCACGGUCAGCGAGGUGAUCCAGGGGCUCCUCAAGAAGUUCAUGGUGGUGGACAACCCUCAGAAGUUUGCACUUUUCAAGGAAAUGCAGAGAGAUGGGCAAGUUCUCUUCCAGAAGCUCUCUCUAACAGAAUACCCCUUGUAUCUCCGGCUGCUGGCUGGCCCCGACACAGAUGUUCUCAGUUUCGUGCUGAAGGAAAACGAAACGGGGGAAGUUGAGUGGGACGCAUUCUCUAUCCCAGAGCUACAAAAUUUCUUAAUGAUACUGGACAGAGAGGAAAAAGACAAAAUUCAGCAAGUCCAAAAGAAGUACAGCAAGUUUAAACAAAGACUGGAGGAGAGUUUGAAAGAAGCAGGAGGAAAACCAGGAUAACCAAACACAAAGCACGUAUCGUACCAGACUAAGCUAGAUAUUAUUUUUAAAAAGAAGAGACUUCUCAGGACACCUCAGAUUUGUCUGACCCUUUCUCCCUGUUCCUCUGUCUGAGGAAUGACACACCCACAAAGAGACAAGCGUCGCAUUUCUUUUCCCUCAGAAAUUAUCGCUGGAUCACAGCCAGUCAGUAAAAAAAAAUGGAAAGCCUCUCUUUAAAUCCGCAGGCCCUCGAUAAACCAAGUAGAGCUGCUGCUUAGCUUUCAGUUGUCUCAUUGGGUUGCCAAGCAGAGAAACUUCACGGUAAUGGCUGAAUGUUAAAUAAAUAGGAAUAUCUACUGGGUAAUUAUGUUGGGCAGGAUAGAACUGCAUUUCUUUCACCCUCCUCCCACCAACUUGCUUGUUGGCUUUGUUUUAAGAUGCUACGGCUGCCUUGUGUGUGGUUGUUGUGUUGUGUUGUGUAGUUCCGUCAUUUCAUAAGUUAGGUGGUGCCACAGGAAGCAGCAGAUAAAGCAAUGAGGGUUGGUUGCACCAGAUCAUGUGUGUGUUGCAGCUGCUGUUGAUGCCAAAACGGAUUGUUGCACAAUUCUAAGAGAUCUACUGAAACAUAAAAAGUCAGAUGCCAAGAAGGCUCCAAGUCCACCGUAGUCUGUCCAGUAGGUUUCACUGGGAUUUUACCUACUGUUCAUUCUCGGGAAUUUUUAAAGAUGAUGAAGGAGGAGGAGAGUGAAACUAGGAUUGUUUGGUCGGCUAGUCUCCGCGUGAGAGCAAAUGCUCCCUACUGCUGAGUGUGGCUAUUCUGUGUAUUGCCAGUUUCCUACUCAGGGACCAAUGUUUUACAGAUUUACUCUUUUUACAUGUAAGAUGGUUGAGGUGGGAACAUGGAUGAUGGUUCAAUACAGAAACUGGAGCACAAUUUUCAGCCAUGCAGAGGAACAGCAACUGCCCAGCCUCCUGCAGCUUUGCUCCUGUUACCCUCGAUCACCCAACCACCCACAGAGCCUCCGCAUCCUCCCACUGUCCUCCUUCUGCACGUAGAUGAGAGGCUGCUAGGUUCCCUGUAUGACUACCACCCUGCCACGUGUGGUGCUUAGAGCUGGGAGAAUGCAACAAGAAUGUCAUUACUCACCGCCUCCAUUCUUUCUCAGAGAAACAGCUUAGCCUUUUACAAAUGGACACUGCUACAGUUGGAAACAACAGUUACUGCUAUUAAUCCCGUCCUAGCUCCUGGUUCAAGGACUCCAACUUAAAAAUUACACUUCAGUCUGGAAAGCUUUAAUCUAAGGUGUUACUUUUAACAGGUUAUUGUUCCAGUGUUUCCUUUGAGUGCAUUGGAUUAAGCACUUUGUGUGUAGUCAGUUUCACUCUUUCCCUUGUCUGCAUAGAUCCUUCGUACAGCAACAAAGGGAUGUGUGAAAAGGAAGGAAACCUGAUGGUAAAGCCAUGGAAAGGGGCAGGUGCAGAUAGAAAACCUGAAAUGACUUUAAACUGAUGACCUGAGUUGAAAGCAUCCCUUGAAACUUGUUAUAUGGUGAAAUGAUUCCACUUCAAAGGUUCCGCGUCCACUAGAUGCAAAGUGAUGACAGAAGGCAAUUUUAAGAGUCUCAGAUUUACCUCAGUGCCUUUUUAAGUGUGAAAUCUUUACUGUAAAGUUAAUGAGGAUCAUGGGUUGAGAAGGGCUUUUCUGAAAGGCCUCAGUCACUUUUUCCCCCCUGCCUGUUCUCUGAAGUACUGUAGGGAUGAGGCUGAUUUUUGGGGGGCAGUGGGGGGAGAAAGGAAUUGUCAGUUUCCCCCCCAGGGUGACUCUAUGCUUGUUUUUUUUCCAGUUUUAUAUCUAAGUAUCUUUUAAAUGGGAGAAAGUGACUGCACUGCUUAGCAAGCCUGCAACGGUGUAGAGACGCCACUUGGUUUCACAGCUGGUAGCAUAGACAGGUUUGAUAAUAGGGCUGCAGGGCAGGGAAAGCCACCUAGCUGUACUGUAUUCCUUACCCAGGUGACCUUUAACAACCGUGCGGUAGCAGAGACGGAAUCAGGAAAUCGCAGGCUUUUUGGGUGUUGGCCCAUUUGUAAAAUGGGGAGAGUACUUACUGACCUCAUACGUACACUGUGAGGUCAAUAAGUAAUUAGCACUUAAUGCUUUUGGCCUUGAAAGCACUAUGUACAAAUAUUGACUGAGCAGAAAGAAGCACACUGUAAAAUGUCAUUAGUUCUGAGAAGCAAGAUCCAGAUCUUUUUAAAUUUCAUCUCAUCUUGCUGGCUAGAAGUUUUAGGGGUGUUUUUACUGAUAUUUUUUUUCCUUCAGUGACCAUCCCACCCUCUGGACCCCUAGCAUGUCUUUAACGUUUUGUAGAAGGCAUGGCUUCUAACGCAAUUAUGGUGAAUGCUGCUGAAAACCUCCUGCAAAGAGGGAGGGCUGUUUUUGUUUUGGUUGGCUAUGGGGCAUUUAAAGAGAAACCCUUGAAACUCUGAUGCAAAAGCACAGUCAAUUGACCUGUGCCAAAGGCACAAGCUUUAGACAUUAUCAAAAGCCCCCUUCCUUCAGAUGCGCAAAAUACUGCUGGCAGUGCCUUUGGUUAGCAUUGUGUUGCCUAGUGUACGUGUGAAUUUUUUUUUGUCAGCUGUACAACAUGUAAAAACUGUGUAUAGAAUGGAAUAGUAAAGCUUCUGUGGCACAGUGAAAUGCAUUUUUGCAAUGCUGUAAUUUAUUUUUACUACUCCCUGUUAAUUCUGUGGUAUUUUUAAAAAAGUCACUCAGCUUUUAUGAAAGUUCUGAAACGGUUGGUUCAGAUGCAGACAGUGUAAGAGAACGAUAAUAAAACA
Messenger RNA from Caretta caretta (loggerhead turtle), 4019 nucleotides. RefSeq names its product Ras association domain family member 5 (gene RASSF5). Gene Ontology annotation, cellular component: nucleus. NCBI's taxonomy places the organism in Eukaryota, Metazoa, Chordata, Testudines, Cheloniidae. Gene Ontology annotation, biological process: signal transduction. The record is from RefSeq and is a predicted model, not a curated record.